Daphnia pulicaria is the source of this 801-nucleotide messenger RNA. Its product is annotated as cuticle protein 7-like. The record is from RefSeq and is a predicted model, not a curated record. Lineage: Eukaryota; Metazoa; Arthropoda; Branchiopoda; Diplostraca; Daphniidae. Gene Ontology annotation, cellular component: chitin-based extracellular matrix. The transcript is spliced from 2 exons. Gene Ontology annotation, molecular function: structural constituent of chitin-based larval cuticle. The coding region runs from base 91 to 678 and encodes 195 amino acids.
CCUUAUUUCAAGAAGUAUAAAAAGGCUGGUGGCCGAUCGAGUUUAGUCAUCAUCCAUCUCUCUCAGCUCUCACAACUAAGCGAACUAAAGAUGAAAUCUACCGUGUGCUGCCUGUUGGUUCUCGCUGUUGCUGCUCAAGCCCAGCAUUACUAUAACAACUAUGGAUACGCUGGACUAGGUGCUGGCUACGGUGGAUAUGCUGGAUACUAUCCAGUUGCUCCGGCCGCUCCGGUCGCUUAUCACGGAGUCCCAGCUGCUGUUCCAGCCGUCGUUCCCGCAUACGGUUACCCCAGCUUCACUUCCACCCAGUAUCACGCUCAGGAUGAGAUGGGUCAGGCCAGAUUCGGUUAUGCUCACCCUGGACAGGCCGCUUCCAACUAUCGCGAUGGUUUGGGCAACCAGAUCGGCAGCUACGCUUACUUCAAUCCCGAAGGUAAAGAGGUCCGCGUUUCCUACACCGCCGAUCACCGAGGCUUCCGUGUCCUUUCCAACGACUUGCCAGUGGCUCCCGUUGCCAACCUGGUAGCACCGGUUCAAGUUCCAGAAACCAUCGAAGUGGCUCAGGCUAAGGCCGCUCACUUGGCCGCUCACGCCGAGGCUACAGCCGCUCACGCUGCCGCCAAAGCCGCCCUUCCAGUUACACCUGUUGCAGCUGCUGCACCCACCACGACCGCCUAGAUGUUAGAAAAAGACUCGAUAAUUAGCAAUUAGUUUCUUCCUCCUUGUACAAUAAGCUCAUCAUAAUCCAUUUUUUCUCGCUACAAAAAAGUCGAAUGAAUAAACAAAAUGUUUUUCCAUUAA